UCCUCAAAACAUUUGUAUAGACAUGGCAAAAGGAUGGUUACGUUUUUGUUAGCCUAAUAAAUACAGAUCUACAAAGAGGACAUAAAUCAUGGGCUUUACAGGGUGCGAAACAUGCCUCCUACCCAGAAAAUAAACAGCUUCCUAGGAAUUACACUCUUUAAGACGGUUAUAAUGCUUUGACCAUAAUUCACUGGAUUUCCCAUCUUAAAUUCUGUACCACCCCCCUCCUCUCUUCCCCAUUCACUCCAAUCUCUUUCUCUCUCUCUCAUUUGCACGCACACACAAACACGUACUGGGCAGAGAGUUCAGCUGCGGGAACUAACGAAACGAAAUGGGGAAUGCAUGUAGGUUUUCGGCUACUUUCUUUCUUCUUGUUUUAGUUGCCUCUGUAGCUCGGGGGGAUCCUCUUGUUCCAGCACUAAUCAUCUUUGGAGACUCAGUUGUUGACGUGGGUAACAACAAUAACCUCACUACACUCAUCAAGGCAAACUUCCUUCCUUAUGGAAGAGAUUAUGUUACUCACAGACCAACUGGAAGAUUCUGUAAUGGGAAGCUAGCAACAGACUUCACAGCUGAAUACCUAGGCUUCACCACAUACCCACCAGCUUACCUUAGCCCAGAUGCCAGCGGAAGAAACAUCCUAACUGGAGCCAACUUUGCCUCAGCUGCUUCUGGCCUUUAUGACGGGACAGCCCAGUCAUAUAGUGCCAUUUCUUUGACCAGGCAGUUGAGCUACUACAGGGAUUACCAAAUGAAAGUUGUGAACAUGGCUGGACAAGCCAGGGCCAAUGACAUAUUCUCCGGUGCUAUCCAUCUCUUGAGUGCAGGGAGCAGUGAUUUUAUUCAGAAUUAUUACAUCAACCCAGUCCUUAGAGGACUAUACUCAGUUGAUCGGUUCUCAGACCUUCUCAUGAGUUCCUACUCUAGUUUUAUUCAGAGUCUCUAUGGACUUGGAGCAAGAAGGAUUGGAGUGACAUCCCUACCCCCAACAGGGUGUUUGCCCGCAGCUAUCACCCUCUUUGGAGCAGGAAGCAACCAGUGUGUCGAGAGGCUAAACCAAGACGCUAUUUUGUUCAACGACAAACUAAACAGCACCUCCCAAGGCCUGGUGCAAAAACUUCCUGGCCUCAAACUUGUGGUCUUUGAUAUUUACAAGCCUCUCUUGGAUAUGAUCAGGAAGCCAAGUGAAAAUGGUUUCUUUGAGUCGAGAAGGGCUUGCUGUGGUACAGGUACAUUAGAGACCUCACUGCUCUGCAAUAAUCGGUCUGUAGGAACAUGCUCCAAUGCCACAGAGUAUGUGUUCUGGGAUGGAUUCCAUCCCUCUGAAGCUGCUAACCAGGUCUUGGCUGGUGAUCUCCUUGAACAGGGAUUCGACCUCAUCUCUUAAGAGCUACCUGCACCUACUCCCUCCCACCGCAGCUAAAACAAUUUAAUUACUGCUAGUACACUCCUUAAUUGAAAAUUUUAGUAUCAGAGGCUUGUAAUUAAUAUAAGAGGUACUUUGCAAGUCAUCUGGCAGUCUCAUCGCACAGGAUGGCCAUGUAAAACCUCGUUUGCAAAUAUCCGCAAGAGAUAUUUAUCAUCACUUCAAUAAGAUGAUUAUGUUUGUCAUGGCUC
Populus euphratica (Euphrates poplar) is the source of this 1617-nucleotide messenger RNA. Its product is annotated as GDSL esterase/lipase At5g03820. The record is from RefSeq and is a predicted model, not a curated record. Gene Ontology annotation, molecular function: hydrolase activity, acting on ester bonds. NCBI's taxonomy places the organism in Eukaryota, Viridiplantae, Streptophyta, Magnoliopsida, Malpighiales, Salicaceae. The transcript is spliced from 5 exons. Bases 332 to 1387 code for a protein of 351 amino acids.